CUUGAACAAUGAGGAGCAUUUGCUUGACCGCAUCGAUGAUGUCGGUGAUCUCUCUAUCUCAUGCUUUCCUCCCUCCUCCUUACCCGACCAGCGCCGCUCUUUCAUCAUCACGGUGGCUCCGGAGCAGCAGCAACGCCCAGAUCCUCCAAAUGUGGGCACCACAUGCGGCCGAGCCAUCGUCGUCACGAAGAGAGUGGAUCAAGCAGAACAGCGCUGGCGCUGCUUUGGUGGCCGUUCCAUUGCUGCUUGUGAGAGGGGCGGAUGCGGCCGAAGGAGAGGACGUGAAGCUCUUCACUGAUGUGGAGCCCUUCGUGGAGGAAGUCUUGCAAGCCAGGUCAGGACACGGCCGCCUCUCACUCACUGACUCACUCACUCACUGAAAAACUGGAUGGUCGUGUCGGCUGCUGCAUGGGUCUCUUCUAUGCGUCGUGCAGGACGGCCUUCAGUCGGAUUCAGCCUUUCAUCGAUGACAAGGUGCGUAGGGGCCAAGGUGCCAACGGCUCACUAUCCCAUGCGUUUGUUGACCUGCCUGACUGCCUGCCUCCCUGCAGGACUACACGUCGGUUCGGAGCCUCCUGCGUGCCGGAGCGAUGAGCAGCCCCCGUGUGUCGGUGUUUCGCAUCAUCAAGCGCCUCAAGGGCGACGACAAGAAGGCCCUUGAGGCGGCCUACGGCGACUGGAAGAGCGCCAUCGACGCCUUCGACAAGAAAUGCACCGAAGGGGAGCGAUAUGGGCUGGAGGGGGACAGUGAGAGGGAGUGGCGGAGAAUGUGGAGCGAGCUGAGGACCAAGUUUGACACGAUGGUGGUGGCGCUGCCAUUCAGGGAGGAUGUGGAGAACAGACUGGCAGCCAGACAGACCGGGGGCAGAUAGACACAUGAAUAGAUACAGAGGGACGAUGGCCGGCCCGUGCCGAUUGCUGUGCCUCUACGCCCGCCAGCCGUUACUUGCUUGCCGGAUCUUAGCAAUGCAGAGCCGCGAGUGAGCGUAGAGGCACAUCGAACCGGGCGACGGACGCAUUUGUCAGGUUUGGUUCAUGCAUUGGUCGGUCGCUGCUGAGUGGGGAGUGCAUGGCAUGCAUUGAUUGAUCGCAUUCGUGGGUGGGUGCAUUGCAUUGAGUACGUGGCCACACACACAUGUGUCCGUGUGGAACGAACGGCGGGACGGACGGAUAUUCGUGUGGUGUGUUAUGUACAUAGACAGACAUUGCUUUAAGCCAGCCAAUAGGGACGAGCAACGACAUUAAUGAAGUGGAUGAAUAAAUUUCACCA
This is a messenger RNA of Vitrella brassicaformis, 1270 nucleotides long. Lineage: Eukaryota; Vitrellaceae. The record is from the annotation of a GenBank genome assembly.